Molecule: messenger RNA, 805 nt
Organism: Tarenaya hassleriana
Lineage: Eukaryota; Viridiplantae; Streptophyta; Magnoliopsida; Brassicales; Cleomaceae
Exons: 7
Coding region: 92-628 (178 amino acids)
Biological process (GO): tail-anchored membrane protein insertion into ER membrane
Source: RefSeq, a predicted model, not a curated record
GUAAACAAUAAUAGCCCAACGAUAAAACACCGAGGAAGGAAACUCCUGAGAUUUCCCACGAGAAUUCCAGAUCGAUCAUCAGCGAAGCGCCAUGGGAGGAGAAAGCCUGGUGCACAGUCGCGUCCAUUUCGUCGCUCCUCUGUCCUUCUUCAUCGUCGUCCUUUUCCAGUUGCUGUCAAAGUGGCUCGACCGAUUAAAGAAGAACGGAUCCAGGAACACGGGAGAAGCCGAGUUGCGAUCCGAAAUUAAGCGUCUCUUGAAAGAGGCCGGCACCUUUUCUGAGCCAUCCACAUUCGCCCAAGCGGCAAAACUUAGGAGGUUGGCGGCUGCUAAGGAAAAGGAACUUGCAAAAUGCCUGGAGCUGCAAAAGAGAGAAAUAAACCUGUCUUACGAGCUGUACGGAAAGGUUCUAUUUGUUUCCAAGGCUGUGAUAUAUAUCUCCUGGGUGUUUUGGUUCUGGAGGAGCCCGAUCGCCAUUGUCCCUAAACAACUGGUGCAGCCCUUUGGGCGCUUGAUAUCUUGGGGAGCAGGAGGGGAGCUGAGCGGCCAUGUUAUGGUUGGAAUCAUACCUUGGCUGAUACUGUCCACAAGAGUUAGCAAAUACGUCUGCAGAGCCAUCGAAUUCUAAAUCAUUCGGUUCCAUGCGGACAGGCAGGCCUUGUUACGGUUUAGGAGAAAUUAAUUGUUCCCGUUGUCAGAGAUCAACAGCUUCAAUAACACCAUAUGUUAAAUUUGUAUAUUCAAUUUUGUUUUUUGUUUAAACGGCCUCAUAUGCCAAUCCAUUUGAUAUUAUUAAUUGUUUUGA